AUGUACUUACAAGUACCUUUACAGGUACCCACUCUCGAAUUUUACGUUCAGGUACAUACCCAUACUGGUGCAAAACCAAGAUUAAAACUCGAAACUGACUGUGUGAUGGUGGGGGACGACAGCACGAAAGAAGCUCAACCAGAGGAAGACCCGUCUGUCUCGGCGCGUCUUCAACGACUACAGAACAACUAUGAGGAUUUCGGAAUGAGGCGUACGGUCGAGGGGAUUCUGGUCGUACAUGACCACGGGCACCCACAUAUCCUGAUGUUACAGAUCGCAAAUGCCUUUUUCAAGUUACCGGGAGACUAUCUCAAACCGGGAGAAGACGAGACGGAAGGUCUUAAAGCCCGACUGGACGAACGACUCGCACCUCUUCCUGGGAGCGCACAACACCUUGGACAGGAUGGGGAUUGGGAGAUUGGCGAUUGUUUGGCUCAGUGGUGGAGACCUAAUUUCGAGACAUUUAUGGUGAGUGUUGAUUUUCGAGAGGAGGGGAACAUGGCUUUGUCUCGGGUCCGAGGCACCAUCCCAACAAUGGACUCUAGGGAACUUUUGAAUUGCGCCCCUUGCGACUCUGGACUCGAUCCUGGAGGGGCCUUUCAACUGCUCCUACCCUCGAUCUCAUAG
Rhizoctonia solani is the source of this 627-nucleotide messenger RNA. Its product is annotated as pre-mRNA cleavage factor Im 25 kDa subunit 2. The record is from RefSeq and is a predicted model, not a curated record. Gene Ontology annotation, cellular component: mRNA cleavage factor complex. Gene Ontology annotation, molecular function: mRNA binding. The transcript has 2 exons. Lineage: Eukaryota; Fungi; Basidiomycota; Agaricomycetes; Cantharellales; Ceratobasidiaceae. The coding region runs from base 1 to 627 and encodes 208 amino acids.